Messenger RNA from Penaeus chinensis, 4721 nucleotides. Its product is annotated as protein Son-like. The record is from RefSeq and is a predicted model, not a curated record. Lineage: Eukaryota; Metazoa; Arthropoda; Malacostraca; Decapoda; Penaeidae. Gene Ontology annotation, molecular function: RNA binding. Gene Ontology annotation, biological process: regulation of cell cycle; regulation of mRNA splicing, via spliceosome.
AUGCUUGAUCGUAUCUCCGUGGAAUCGAAUCCCUUGGUUAGAGGAUUCGAUGUUCUUCAUCAUUACUGCGGAUUGCUUGAAGGAGUUUCGGAUCUCGUCUCCGUGGUAUCGAAUCCUUUGAUUACAGGAUUCGAUGCUCUUCACCAUUUGUACAGAUUGCUUGGAGGAGGUUCGGAUCACAUCUCCGUGGGAUCGAAUCCUUUAAUUAUAGAAUCCGAUGUUCUUCGUCGUUUAUGGAGAUUGCUUGGAGGUGGUUCGGAUCCAAUCUCUGUGGGAUCGAACCCUUUGAUUAGAGGAUUCGAUUCUCUUAGCCAUUUGUGUAGAUUGCUCAAAGGAGGUUCAGAUCUCAAUCGCUGUGGAAUCGAACCCUUUGACUCUUCUGACCGGGGCUAUGCACUAGGACCCCUUCCUGAUUUUAAAACUUCUUUUGUCAUGGGCUCUGCCUCGGGAUCCCCUUUCAAUCCAGACAUUUCUCGUCUUGAUUCAUAUGGAAAUGAAUCAAAUGCUGAAAGAAAAAUUGCUAGUGUGAUAGGGCCUUUAGCCUUGUCUAAUGUUAGGGGAAAUUGCCUGCAGGAUAGUACAAUGCUAACACUUUCUGUGCUCAUUGUAAAAGAAAAGAAGCACAUGGAAGACAUAGAGAGCACUAAGACUUCGGACGAGAUCAUCAAUGAGCUGUUCAGUUCUCUGAACGUACCGCUGUCACCCAAGCCCUGUGAGGAGGAGGGCAAGGACAAACAGCAGCAGAGGGGGGAGAGUACAGAGCCUGAGGUCAUACCUGCGUCAGACAACAGUGAAGAUGAGGACAGCGACUCGAGGUCUAGCGCAAGUGAAGAGGUCAAGCAGGAGGAGGUCCAGGUGAUCGAGGCUGGCAGUCAGGAGAUGGAAAAGGCAGAGCGUCACAGGUCCUCCAAGAAGAAGAAGGACAAGAAGAAAAAGAAGAAAAAAAAGAAGAAGAAAGAGGAAGGCAGUAGCAAGCACAAGCACAAGAAAAAGAGGAAGAAGGAUGCCGAGAAGGAGCACAAUGGCCGAGAGGAAGCGAAGGGGGCAGAAGAAGUGUUGGAGGUUAAGCAGGCAGAGGAGGAGGAGGAGGAGGAGCAGCAGCCAAAGGAGAAGGAGAAAGACCAGGAGAAGACCCAACCGCCAACCCCAGAGGACAAAAAGUCAGAGAAAUUGCCGUCCCAGUCAGAAAGUCCCAAGAGGCCAGAGAAAGUCCCCAAGAUGGUCGAGUCGGAAAAUAAACUCAAGCGCAAGCUGGCGGUGGAGACAGAGACCAGAGAGGAGUCUAGCAGGAAACAUAAAAAAACGGAUCACUCAAGGUCUUCCAGAUCGUCCUCGCCUUCCAAGUCCCGUUCUCACACUAGGACCAGCCGUCGCUCGCGCUCCAGGUCGGUCGGUAGAGGUCACAGCAGAUACUCCAGGUCCAGGUCCAGGUCUAAGUCAAAGCCACACAGUUACUCACGGUCACACUCUAGAAGUCACAGGAAGUCGAGGAGCAGAUCCCCAUUUGCAUCAGACAGGCGGAGGAGAAAACGUUCUUCGAGGUCAUACUCUAGGUCUGCCUCACCUAAGCGUUUCAAGAGACGGAGGUCAUCUAGGUCACGCUCCAAGUCUCCCUCUGGAAGGUCUUCCUCGAGUCGUCGCUCAGGGAGCAGAUCCAAGUCUCGAGCCAAAGCACCAUACCCCCGGGAGGUGUGUGACCUGCUGGACAAGGCUAGAGAAAGGAUGGGACAAAGGGAUGCUUCCAAGGCCCAGAGCGCAGCCAGCAUAGACGUGAGCAGCAUCCCCACCCCUGGUUCCACUACCAUUCCCCGGCUGCAGGGCACACUCAGCGACAUCAUUGCCCUGGACAGCAUUCCUCUACCCAUUCCCGCUCCUGCUGCCCCAGACCCUAGCUCUAUCCCUCUACCUCAGCCCCUUGGGCAUUCCGAUGAGACACUCAAGAAGGAUGCCCAUUCCAAGGGCAUAAAUGGCAUUGGACUGGACCUUGAGACCAUCCCAGUUCCUGCACCUACCAAUGUGUCUCCGCAAAAGGACCAAGACAGUGCCAGGGCAGGAGAUGUGGCCAAGGGGAAACAAGAAGAAGGAGCUGAGAAGAACAAGGCCAAAACUAUCAUCAUCAAAAGCCUGAAGGACAGCCUCGUCUUCCUCCAAGCACAAGAGGAAGCAGAGAGGAAGGCAAAGGAAAAUGCUGAACUUGAAGAGGAAGAGAAAACAGUGGAGCACAGUGCAGAAGAUGUGGAUGAGGAGGAGGAAGAGGAGGAUGAGGGGGAUGAGGAGGAUGAGGAUAAAGAGGAGGAGGAGGAGGAGCAGGAGGAGGAGGAAGAGGAAGAGAAGAAAGAGAAUGAGGAACAGGAGAGUAAAGAUGGGGAAGAGUUGAGGGAAGGAGAGGAAGAAGGAGAAAAAGAGGAGGAGGAGGAGGAGGAGGAGGAGAUAAAAGAGAUAGAAAUAAAAGGAAGUGAGGGGAAGACCAACGAUCCAUCCAGCGGCUCAGAUACGAAGAGUGAACCAGCCUGUGCCACUGAUGUAGGAAAGGUCCCGAAGGAGACAAGAGAAAAGGUAGAGAAGAAUGGAAAAGGUGAUAAGGAUGGUGCUAAAGUCAAGACAGAGGAGAAGGAAGAAACCUUAAAUGGCAUGGAAGAAGGAGAGAUUGCCAGCGAGGAGGAGGAACCACAAGAGAAAUCCCAAAGCAAGCCCCACAAGAAGAAAUCGAAAAAAGACAAGGACAAACACAAAGACAAACGGAAGUCUAAGAAGGAAAAGGACAAGAACAAAGAAGACAAAAAGAAAAAGAGAAGGGAGCGAGAACGGAGCCGGUCCCGCACCCGCGAGCGAGCCAAGUCACGGAGUAGGUCACGGAGUCACGACAGAGGGAGGUCGCAGACCAGGUCGAGGACCCACGAGAGAGGUAGAUCGAGGAGCAGGUCACGGUCAAGGGAGAGGCACAAGUCAAGAAGGCAUUCAAGUCGUUCAAGAGAUAGAUCCUCCAGAGUGCGACACAAGAGUCGUUCUAGGUCCCGCUCACGUUCCAAAUCCCACAGUCAUAGAAAACGGGAUAGUGUCAACGAUUUGAGAGAUAAGGUGACCCGUAAGAGGCUGUUGGAAAUAGCCCGCCGCAAUGCUGUGUACCUCAUGCAGAAUGGCUGCCUUCCCCCAAGUGUGGAGCAGGAGCAGCUGGUCAAGAUCAAGGCAGGCGGGAAGAGUGUUGAGGAGCUCACCAAUUUCUGCAAGCAGCUGGUGGCAACGGGAAACUAUAGUGAUGUUGACCUGAGUGAACCUUCCCUAAGCUCGGGGGAUGACAAUGAGAACUCAGACAAGCCCUUUAGCACCACCAGACACCCCUUCAGUGUGAGGGACUCCAAACCUAUCCUCAUGAAUAUUAGGAAUGCCCCCAUGCUGCCCACCAAGACCAACGCUGAGCGAUUGGCUGACCAAGCCAAGUUGCGCGAACAGUUCCCGGUGUCGAGUGGCUCCCAACAUCGCACCAAGGGGGAGCUGACAGCCACCGAGGGGAAGCUUCUCACAGAGAGCAGCUGGGUGCCAGUGUCUCCCAAGGAAAAGAAAGAAGGAGAGGACAAAGUAUUCCCUGAGCCAGAACCCGUGGUAAGCGAUAGGAAGGGACAGAAGGAUUUUGUUUUCCCCCAGACUGACCCAAAAACCACCCUAUUCUUGAGGGAAUGCUGCAGUUACAUGUGUAGAUACCCAGCAGCAAGUACUGUAACUGACCCUUUCCCCUUCAUUUUCCUUCCUUCCUUUCCUCUCCUCCCUUCACUCCUCCAGAUGCAGAACUGGGCCCUGAGCAAACAGGAACCAGGCCAGUUCACAGGCUCAACCGGGGUCAAGGUUCUUUCGCAGGAGGAACUCUCAGCAGGCCACCAAGCCUGGGCUCGGAAGGAGCAGUUUAAGGAGGCUGCCCCUGUCAGGCCACAGUUCGGGCUGAAGAUGCUGCAGAAGAUGGGCUGGUCUCCAGGGGAGGGCCUUGGCAAGAACAAGGAGGGCACUCUUGAGCCUCUUCUGCUAGACGUCAAGAUGGACAAGAAAGGUUUCCACGCCCAGGAAGAGCUGACCCCGAAGAAACAGCCGAUCCCCUUGGCUAAGGAUCUCUCCGAAGGCCAUUCCGUCUGUCUCGCCUCAGGCAAGCAUCCAGUGUCUGCCCUGGUUGAGCUCUGCUCCAAGAGGAAGUGGUCCCCGCCUGAGUUUGAGAUGGUCUUCGACUGCGGCCCCGAGCACAAGAAGAACUUUCUCAUGAAGGUGAUGGUAAACGGCCAAGAGUACAAGCCUUCAGUGGCUGCCUCGACCAAGAAGCUAGCCAAGGCAAACGCUGCUGCUGCCUGCCUCCAGUCACUUGGCCUCUUCCCCAAGGACCCAGCCAACCCCUUAUGAUACUAGAUAUCCCAGACCAAACAGACCCUUGAGGGAGUAGGGGAGGGAACAUAGCUAAAGGGCCCCUUAAAAAGCCCAUGUGGUAUAGGAAGGCCUAGAAAGGCAUGUUUUUUAUUUGCUCUCAGUAUUUUUUCUGUCUCUUUUUUUUUUUUUUUUUUUUUCUUUUUUUUAAUCCAUGGUCAAAAGAUAACCCAGAAAGACCUGCUCAGUCCCUCAUGCUACCAGAAGCUUUGAAAAUAAAUGAAUUGCAUCCUAGAAGUGAAACUGACUAGACAAAUUAAAGGGGACGAAAAGAAUGUUACAUGAUAUAAAUGGGGAAGAAUGUGAGAGAGAGAGAGAGA